AUGUUUGCAUCAUAUUAUUUGGUAGUGAUUGCUUUACCGUUAUAUAUCACGCAAAUAACGGUAUCAAAUGAAGGGAGCUUGACAAUACAAGCAGGAAUACGAAAGGACAAGGAAAUAACGACUGUGGUUAGUGACAGUAAAGCAAAAGAAAAAUGGUUCAAAUGCGAGCUAUGCGGUAAACAAUUCAGACGUUCAGAUACGCUAAAACGCCAUAUGAGGAUACACACCGGUGAAAAAAACUACAUGUGUAAGGUAUGCGAUAAGCAAUUCGGAUAUGCAAGCAAUCUGAAAUGCCAUAUGACGAUUCAUACUAGUAAAAGAAAUUACACAUGUAAGCUAUGCGAUAAGCAAUUUGGACAAGCAAACCGUCUGAAACGUCAUAUGGCAGCGAUACAUACUGCUGAAAAGAAUUACACAUGUAUGCUAUGUGAUAAGCGAUUCGGACAUGCAAGCAGUCUGAAGCGUCAUAUGAGGAUACAUGCCAGUGGAAAAAAUUACGUAUGUAAGGUAUGCAAUAAAACAUUCAAUCAGCAAAAAACAUUCAAGCAGCACAAAUUGACGCAUGAAAACGUGCGAUUCGAAUGUGAACAAUGUGGCAAGAAUUUCACUAAGUAUUAUUUGAAGGAACACAUGAAAAUACAUAAAAGUUCGAGUGAAAAGCUAUAUUCCACAGCAAGCUCUUUAAUGACAUCGAUAGCCGAAGAUAUCAUUGACACGGAAAUAUUAAUAAUGGAAAUUCUUGAAUCCACAGGUAUAUAA
Cercopithifilaria johnstoni is the source of this 759-nucleotide messenger RNA. The record is from the annotation of a GenBank genome assembly. Lineage: Eukaryota; Metazoa; Nematoda; Chromadorea; Rhabditida; Onchocercidae.